Messenger RNA from Astrephomene gubernaculifera, 2170 nucleotides. NCBI's taxonomy places the organism in Eukaryota, Viridiplantae, Chlorophyta, Chlorophyceae, Chlamydomonadales, Astrephomenaceae. The record is from the annotation of a GenBank genome assembly.
GUCGAUACUGCCAGUGGAUUCGGUGGAACAGCACCAACUUUGGCACGGAGACCGUCAGGUUUAGUGUCAAGGACGGCAGCGGUUCAUGCCGGGAUGCUUCGACUCCUUUGUCAGUCAGCCUUCAAGGCAUUGCAGCAACUUGCCAAGCCCCGCGUAUGGUCAACAACACCGUCGCUGGCUGCGCAGCUGAGAAUCAAUCAAACGACUGCCUGUGGUCGUUUGAGAUUCCCCGACCUGGCACGCAAGCGUUCCACUGUGCGGCGAGCUCUCCUCCGGAAGCACCAACACCACCAGCCUCAUUGCCUCCAAGUCCAGCGCCGUCCUCGUCACGGCCGCCAAGCCCUCGGCCCCCAUCCCCACGGCCUCCAAAGCCAAUGCCGCCAUCCCCACGCCCUCCAAGGCCGUCCCCUCCACCUGUGCCACCCACCCUGGCACCCCCCUCUCCAGCGCCCAGCCCGCUCCCGCCCUCGCCUGCGCCGCCAAGCCCGGCACCGCCCUCGCCGGCACCCAGCCCGGCUCCGCCCUCGCCUGCGCCGCCCAGCCCGGCACCGCCCUCGCCGGCACCCAGCCCGGCUCCGCCCUCGCCUGCGCCGCCCAGCCCGGCACCGCCCUCGCCGGCACCCAGCCCGCUGCCGCCCUCGCCUGCACCGCCCAGCCCGGCACCGCCCUCGCCGGCGCCCAGCCCGCUGCCGCCCUCGCCUGCACCGCCCAGCCCGGCACCGCCCUCGCCAGCACCCAGCCCGCUGCCGCCCUCGCCUGCACCGCCCAGCCCGGCACCGCCCUCGCCGGCGCCCAGCCCGGUGCCGCCCUCGCCUGCGCCUCCCAGCCCGGCACCGCCCUCGCCGGCGCCCAGCCCGGCACCACCCUCGCCGGCACCCAGCCCGCUGCCGCCCUCGCCUGCACCGCCCAGCCCGGCACCGCCCUCGCCGGCGCCCAGCCCGGCACCGCCCUCGCCUGCACCGCCCAGCCCGGCACCGCCCUCGCCGGCACCCAGCCCGGCUCCGCCCUCGCCUGAACCGCCCUCGCCUGCACCGCCCAGCCCGGCACCGCCCCCGCCGGCGCCCAGCCCGGCACCCUCGCCUGCACCGCCCAGCCCGGCACCGCCCUCGCCGGCACCCAGCCCGCUGCCGCCUUCGCCUGCACCGCCCAGCCCGGCACCGCCCUCGCCGGCGCCCAGCCCGCUGCCGCCCUCGCCUGCACCGCCCAGCCCGGCACCGCCCUCGCCGGCACCCAGCCCGGCUCCGCCCUCACCUGCACCGCCCAGCCCGGCACCGUCCUCGCCUGCACCCCCUAGCACGGCACCGUCCUCGCCGGCUACCAGCCCGCUGCCGCCCUCGCCUGUGCCGCCCAGCCCGGCACCGCCCUCGCCGGCGCCCAGCCAGCUGCCGCCCUCGCUUGCACCGCCCAGCCCGGCACCGCCCUCGCCUGCACCCAGCCCGCUGCCGCCCUCGCCAGCACCGCCCAGCCCGGUACCGCCCUCGCCGGCACCCAGCCCGCUGCCGCCCUCGCCUGCACCGCCCAGCCCGGCACCGCCCUCGCCGGCACCCAGCCCGCUGCCGCCCUCGCCUGCACCGCCCAGCCCGGCACCGCCCUCGCCGGCACCCAGCCCGGUGCCGCCCUCACCUGCACCGCCCAGCCCGGCAUCGCCCUCGCCGGCACCCAGCCCGGUGCCGCCCUCACCUGCACCGCCCAGCCCAGCACCGCCCUCACCGGCACCCAGCCCGCUGCCGCCCUCGCCUGCACCGCCCAGCCCGGCACCGCCCUCGCCGGCACCCAGCCCGCUGCCGCCCUCGCUUGCACCGCCCAGCCCGGCACCGCCAUCUCCUGUCCCUCCUAGCCCGCCGUGUUUGUACGGGGAUGCUGGCAACGACAGUACAUUGCAGCUUGGCGACCCCACGAAUGGCAUCGAGACAUGCACGGAUCAGGCCAGCUGCAUCGAUGUGUAUGUGGAUGGCCGGACAUGCUUCUCACUCGGGGACGACGACAGCAGCAGCAAUGGAGACGGCGCAUGGCUGUACUGCCCAGUUUGCUUGUACUGGAGCAACAGUCGUGCCAGCUGCGUCAAGCCUACCCAAGAUACCGUCAGCCAUGUGUGCAUGGGCGACCGUUUCUUCCCAGUAAUGCCAAGCCCCGAGAACCCGCCGACGGCUGGCGAUACACAGCAAAUGAA